AUGAACACAACAGGUUUUGCACAUAUGAACAUAACAACAAAGACUGGCACAAGCAUGACAACUAGUACGACAUCGACAACAUCUACGUCAACAGUAUCAACUUGUCAAUUGACGUUUGGACCAACCGAUAUAUAUACAACUAGUGGUUCCCAUGUAGAACAGUUCGUUGCUAGCGAUUUCAACGGCGACGGUUUAUCAGAUCUUGCUGUCGGUACUAAUGCUUUCAGCACAGCUACGGAUGUGUUUCUUGCAAAUGAAAAUGGAACUUUUGGACGACGAAUGACGUAUGCAGUGGUAGAUGCUAAUGCUCUGGAAUGGCUCACUGUCGCUGAUUUUAAUAACGAUGAUCAUCAAGAUAUCUUUGUUAUGAUAUAUGGUGAGAACAACAGUGUAUGUAUUUUAUUUGGAAAUAGCAGUGGAAUUUUCGGAGCAAUGAUAAUAUUGCCAGUAGUACUUUCUUAUGUAAACUCACCUUGCAGUAUUGCAGGUGAUUUAAACAGUGAUGGUCACAUAGAUAUCGUUUUCACGAAGAGUAGUACCCCAUGUUCAAUGGCUGUAUUACUCGGAUACGGAAACGGAACGUUUGCGGCCGAAAAAAUAAUCCCGAUUGGAAAUGAUGGGUGUGUGCUAGCCAUUGCUAUUGCAGAUUUCAACAACGAUGAUCAUCAAGACAUCGCUGUAACCAUAGAUAUUGACUUCUAUGUAGCGAUUCUACUUGGGUAUGGUAAUGAAAGCUUUAAAACACCGAUGACAUUCUCCACGGGCAUUUAUAGUUUUUCAUAUUCAAUGGAUGUAAAUGAUUUCAACGGUGACGGUUAUCUAGAUAUAAUUAUUGCAAACCAAGGUAAUUACAAUAUUGGUGUGUUUCUUGGAAUGGGUGAUGGAUCUUUUGGAACACAAAUAACAACUAUGAUCCAACACACUAAUUUAGUAAGCCAGUUUGCUAUCGGUGAUUUUAACGGUGAUGGCAAAAUGGACGUCGCUGGCGUCUGGGAUGUAUGGAGCUCUGUGCGUCUUCUUUCUUCGUCACCCACAUUUGUAACUGUAUUGGUUGGGUAUGGUAAUGGCAGUUUUGGACAACAAAUGAUAUUUCCAACCGGGCUUGCUUCUGCGGAUUAUGUUAUUACAAAUGAUUUUAACGGCGACCACCGACUGGAUCUUGCUAUUGGCAACUUUUUUGGAGGGAAUAUAAAAGUAGAAUUCUUAGCAGAAAUUCAUUUUUCAUGUUCUCUUGCCAAAGCUGAAUUCAAAGGAAUUUUUCAUCAUGACACGAUGAAAAAUGUUCCAUUAAUUAUUAUUGCUAAUAAACAAGAUUAUACUGAUGCAUUAACAUCUGAUAUUUUAAUAGAAAAACUUGAUUUAAAUUAA
Adineta steineri is the source of this 1368-nucleotide messenger RNA. The record is from the annotation of a GenBank genome assembly. Lineage: Eukaryota; Metazoa; Rotifera; Eurotatoria; Adinetida; Adinetidae.